Molecule: messenger RNA, 4896 nt
Organism: Gracilinanus agilis (Agile Gracile Mouse Opossum)
Lineage: Eukaryota; Metazoa; Chordata; Mammalia; Didelphimorphia; Didelphidae
Gene: TOPAZ1
Product: testis and ovary specific TOPAZ 1
Exons: 20
Coding region: 1-4896 (1631 amino acids)
Biological process (GO): spermatid development; spermatocyte division
Source: RefSeq, a predicted model, not a curated record
AUGUCAUCUCAUCAUAAAAACCAGGCUGUCGGUGCUAAAGUUCCAAAUGAAUUGAGGAUGAAGAAAAAAACAAAGAAAAAAAUUAAAGAAGGUUCAAGUGGAAAAGAUGAACUUCAACCAGCAACUGACUUGAAUUUGCCAGGGGAUUGUAGCAUGAAGGAAUCAUUAAUCAGUUCUGAGUCUUUUCAAACAAUGGAGCCCAAUGGAAUUAAAAGCAUGACUUUAAUGCAGACUUUGGGCAAGGAAGAUUUGGUACCGUGUAAUAAAAGAAAAAUUAGACCCACAAAACCUAAAGGUUUGGAAAACCCAUCUCCCAAAGUAACUGAAAAUAAGGAUGCACAGAACACUCUAGCAGAGUUCCAAGAUGGACUGUGUAGGGAGAAUUCCAAUUCUCAUAACAGCCUGUCGCCUACAGUAGAAACAAGCACAAUGAUUAAAAGUGAUUAUAAUUGCCAACCCUUUUUAAAGGAUUCUAGUGAUGGAAGAAACUCUUCUUAUAAAAGUGAGCAUGGGUAUGUAGCAGAAAUGGCCACAAAGUUAAAGAGAGAGAAUGUGGAGAAGAGUGACAUAAAUGGUAGCCCUCAACUUCUGCAAAGUGAAGAAAAUAUUGUGGCAGUGAAAAAAGUGUUGUUAGAAGGGAACAAAGAAGGAGUACACCAGAAUAGAAAUAAUGGCACAUUUUCUUGUAUUCAAAAUUCAAAAAACAAGCACUCCAAAGAAGUAAAAAAAGGGGUUGGGAGAAAACCCAAGAAAAGGAUGAGAUUAUCUGAAAAAAUGGAUGAAACAGUCACUGAGAUAAGUUUCCCAAAUAUAGAUAAUAAAUCAGAUGAAUUAUUGUUGCAAGCAAAGCAAAUAUUCACAGAAAACAAAGAUACUUUAGAGUUUAAGACAAAUUCAGUUGCUUUAAGGAAGGGUUCUUCUAUAAUGGAUAAUUCUCGAAGUCCUCAGGAAGUUCCUGAGGAGAAGAAUCACAAGAAGAUGAGUGCAAAACACUAUGCAAAUGAUAUGGUUGAGAAAACAUUUGAACCUUGUGGUAGAAAAGAAAGAACUAAGACUGUUGAAGAGCCCUUUGAUCACAAAAGCACAAAGCGAGAUGAACAUCUUAAGUCGGCAAAAAGCCCUGUAGUGAAAGUAUCUCAUGAUAUAUUUGAUAUUCCUGGUUAUCAUCAUGUUGAAAAGGAAGAUUCAGAAGAUUCGGAAGAUUCAGAAGACUCUGAAAGUGAAACUGAGGAAUUCAUAUUAAGCUGUAGAAGAAUAGUUCCAAUGACUGGUAAAAGAAUUUGGCCUUGUUAUUCAUGUGCUAGGACAUCUGUUUGGUCUCAUAAAAAGGGUAUCUUAGUUGAAUCAAAUGCCUUUCCUUCUGGGUCUCAAGAAAAUUUAUGUCAAGAUAAUUCUGAUAGGCUGCUUCUAAGUAAUGAACAACUAGCUGAUAACUCCAAAUUAAUGUUACAGAAUUUUGUUACAGAGACAAAGAAAGUACCUUCAAGUAAAAAAAAGGUGGACAUAAAAGCAGGGAUUUUGUCUUCCGUUACUGCAGGAACAUCUCCUUCAAUGGAUGUAGAAGAGCAUGUAAUCAACAAUAACAAAAAAGGGAAGUCAGAAGAUCUGAGUAGAAUUGAAUCAGAAGUGAUUUCUAAUGGCAAUGAAAAUAAUCAUUUCACUAAUAUGACCCUACACUUGGCAGUAAAUCCAAAAAAAGAUAAAGGAAUUUCAACAAAACUUAAUGUAUCCACUUCUCAAGAUAAUCAGGAUAUAAACAAUAUUGGGGGCAAAAUUAUGAGGCGGAAAGCAGCUCUUGCCCAACAGACACUUGCAGUGCCAAAUUUAGUGAAAAUGCUAAACACUGGGCGGCUGACAAACUUUAAAAUUCCUUUACUGAAGAAUAAGACAGAACCUAAAAAGGAGUUAAAUGUUAAAUCAGAGAAAGAAGCCUAUAGUCCCCUAGAGCUCCUUGACAAUUUGUCUACAACAGAGAUUAGGCAGACUAGGAUGAAAGAAAUUGACUGUACAGUAAAUCCAAAUCAGCAGUCUCUGGGGAUCCCAGCUGAUGUUUCACUAAUACAAGCCAAUCCUGAUGAGAUCUGCAGUAAAAACUCCAGUACUAUUUCUCAGAACUUCUUGAAGCAAGCUAAAACCAACCCACUUGACCAACUUUCUGAAGUUGGCACAGAAGCUAUACCUCCUACCUGUGAAAAGAAUGAUUUUUCUUCUGAUUCCAUGUAUACAAAGAAAAGCCCUACAAGCUCACCUUCUGCAGAACCUCAUUUAUUUGAUUCUUUUAUUUCCUCUGGAGAAGUUGGUGGGGAAGCAUCUAGAAAAAGCUUUGCAGAAAUUAAAGUAGAAUUUCCAGAUAUUCUUCAAGCUUAUGAAGAUGAUGUCCUUGUAAUUGAUGUAAUUCAAGAUGAUCCAGACCUCUUUGGAGUUGAAGGGGAACCUUUGUUUAAUUCAGAUGAUGCUCUUAAAAACCAAGAACCUAAUAGUGCUGAAGACUACCAAGAAAUUGAUUCAAAGCCUAUGAAACUACCAGAGAAAAGAGACCCAAGCAAUGACUCUAGGUAUGCCUGUCAGCAUGUAAAGAGAGAAUUUCCUGCACAGGACCAUGGAUCAUUGACAUCAGAUAGCUGUUCCAGUGCUUCAUUAAUAACUGCAAAUGAGAUUAAGAAUGAUUCUCCAGUUCUUAGUGAUUCUUUGGGAAGAAUUAUUAAUGAGACCUCUGAGGAUGAAAAACCAGCUGAAUUAAAUGAGCAUAAAAAGGGGCUGGAUGUGGAUGAGAAGUGUAAAUUUUCAAGUAGUGUGGCAAUAAAAGAAGAAAAAGAAAACAUUUAUGAAGUUGAGAAAAGCAAGGAUUCUAAAUAUGCAGAGAUUCUCACGGGUGAGCGUCAGAUAACAUCUCUGUGUCCAACAACCCCAUGCCUGCCAAUACCUUCUUUGAAUAUAAAGGCUCAUCAGGAUGGCACAAUCCUGAAACCCUGGAUGAAUGAUUUUAGAUUUUCAGGGAAAUAUCCUCUUCUGAUGUUGCAGAAUCCAGAAAAUUGUGAAAUUUUUAAAAGGGAAAAAAAUGCAGGGAUGUUCCAGAAGUCCCUAGGGUUGGCGAUGUUACCUCAUGGAUAUUGCAGAUAUCAUUUUAAUACAUUACAUGGCUGUGAUCGAUCACUGUGUAAAUACACCCAUGUUCUUGAACAAACGCAUGAAAAGGUUUGCAUGGAAAUUCUUAAGAAAUAUAUAAAUAUCGGUGAAGUGUGUUUGCUUCAACGUGCAGUAAACCUACUUAUGGAGUACUACAGAAAGUUUCCUCCUGGGGUACAUUUUGAAUCACAAGUGCUAAAUGACCUUCUGAUUUCUUUACUCAAGCACUGCUUAUUGAAAGAAGUGUUUCAGGUAGUGAAUAUCAGCAUAAUGGUCAAAAUGUUGCCUGCUCUAAAAGUAUUAAUCAAAGUAUUUGAGCAUGUGGCAUCUAUGAACUUAAGGAAUGCUGUGCCAACUCUUAUUGAGAUAUUUUGCAAGCUUGUAGAAGCUGGGAUGAUUCUUGACUCUGAACAUUUUAACUAUCUCAUUAAGCUCUUAUACCAAGUACAGGCUUCCAAACAAGAAAUAAAUGCUGUCCUAGAAAUGAAAUCCAGGUUACGGGUGAGACAGUUUAAAAAGAAUUGGCUCUCUGACUUAAAUUCAGCAAUUACUGAAAUAGAGCAUUGUAAAGAAAAAGGUGACUGGGCUAGCCUGGGAAAUUUUUACAUUAAUGUAAAAAUAGGUUGUGAAAAAUUUGCAGAUCUUGAGAGAUUUUCAGCUUACAUUGCUAGCGCAUUAACAAAAGAUUACAAGGAAGAAAGACAAGGAAUUCCUUUUUGUGAAUUUGCUGAUACAGUUAGCAAAGAUCCCCAAAACAGUGAGAUUGAUAAAACUUUACUGGGAAGAAUUGGGAUCAGUGUAAUCUACUUUUAUCACAAACUACUCCAGUGGUCUAAGGGAAAGAAGGUGCUUGAUAAACUGCAUGAGCUGAAAAUCCAUUUCACAAGUUUAAAAGGGCUUGCUGGCCCUGAGAAAUUAGCAUCACGAUGCCAAAUUGUUAAUGUAGCGGCAGAAAUUUUUCUUAAAAGUGGAAGUAUAGAUGGCGCCAUUUGGGUAUUGAGGGAGUCAGAAUGGAUAAUAAAUACACCACUGUGGCCCUGUGACAGGAUGGAUGUCCUCAACAGACAUAACCUACUCUGUACAAUUGCAUAUGAGAUCUUAGCCAAGAGUCUUUACCGACAAACAUUUGAAGUUCUUCAGAACUUACCUGGUUUCCAAAAUUCUCAAGAAACUGUGGAGGUCUCGCAGUAUAACCUUCUUUUUAACAAGCUUCUAGAUGCUUGUAUAGAAAGCAAUAGCCUGGGUGUGUCAUCUUCCGUAGCAGAAUUCAUGUUUUCAAAGAACAUCCCUAUUGAUUUUUCUUUUCUCAGAAGAUUAAUUACUGCUUUAGGGAGAAGUUGUUUAUGGCCAAAAGCCAGAGCCCAUUACAAAAGUGCUCUGUCACUGGGCUGUUAUCCACCAUUGGAGGGAAAUUUGUACCGAAAACUUCUGCUGAUUCCUUCCUACCUGUCUGAGAUUGAAAUGCUCUUAGCUAUUGAAAUUUUUCUAGUAUCUAAUGCUAGUAGUAUUCAAAGUCCUGGUGCUUCUUCCCAAACAUUGCAGAUAGUACUGAAAAGGUGUGAAGAUGACAAAGUACAGAGUACAGAUGACUACCGAACAGCUGUGGAUAGACUGGUCAAGGCUGCUCGGAUAUCGGACCCAAAGCUUUUCAUUAAGCACAUGACCGUGAAUAUCACCAUGGAACAGGUUUAUAGUUUGGAACAUUGUUCUGCCUUGAAAUGGUUGAAAGAGAAUAUGAAAUGGGCUGGGAAGGUUUGGCUUUUUCAGUAA